GCCGGAGCCGCGUCUAUUUAUCUUCUCCACCAUUUCUUUUUCUCUUGUUUAUACAUCUAUUGAAUCUGUACUCCGUACUGCUGCCGAAAAAGAAGAAGAAGAAGAAGAAGAAGAAGAAGAGGGUGUUGUGGUCCGGAAAUAAACAGUGCCUUGUUUUUUUUAUGUCCCUGUUUACCCUGUAACUACUAAAACUCUCCCCAUAGAUUUUGUUCUCUUUUUUGACUUGCGUCCUACCGCAAAAAGUUCGGAUGUAUAUACACCCUUCCCAUGAUACUUUGCCUGUGAUGGGUGCCUGCCGUUGACAUCGAUCGUUAUUCGACUGCGCCAGUAUGGAUUUCCUCCAACCCGCUCUGGACGCGGAGAAUGCCGCAACCAUCUUCGACAAAUUUAUCGUGCAUGUGCCGGAGGACGCGGGCAAUAUCACCUCCGUAGUCACAGAGCUCUUUACUAUCAGCGCCAACCUCCGCUCUCUGGAAACUUUACAAAAAUCCCCGCUCAAACCCAACUUCGCCUACGUCGCCAACGAUAUAGAGUUGGUUGUCAAGGCGAGCCUUUGUCACACCACCGGGGUGAUCAAUGAAGCGUUUAUUGCAAUGGACGAUGGUGGGCGGGCACAGGCUACGCAACAAAAUAUUCGCCAUACAUGGUUCCAUUUGCGCGAUUACUUCCACCGUGAAGCUGGGUACCCGCUCGUGACCCGGCUUCAAUACUAUAAGCAGAUGCUAGGAGAAAUCAUGCUAGUUGUUAAAAAUGAACGUGGAGAUCAUGCCGCCCUCGUUGAACUCCGCCAAACCAUAACCGCACUUCGUAUGGCCCAGGAUCGACAAUUCGCUGUUGAUACUCAGCAGCGGCGUCAGACGAAUUUCACACAUGGCGGUCGUACCUUUGGACCCCCUCCGUCCACUACUCCCCUUGGACCAUCCGCGACUCUUGCAUCCGCCAUGCUCGCCGCACCUAUUGCACCGCCAGUCCCUCCCGCGCCCCCUCCCCCGCCUUUCGGAUUGCGACCCCGUUCGAAUACUCCUCCAUUGAAGAGUGCACUCCGCAAGCCAACACCUGUGCCCACAACCCCAACACAGAAACGAUCAUAUGAACGACGAAGACCAGCUGGUGGCCGCACGGCGUCUCCACAUGCCCCUGGUUGGUUUGAGGUUGAAAGCCCGAUUUCUUCGUUUGCAGCCCCAGAUUCUCCAUCCACGACGGAUUCCACCAGCACCGAUUCGUUCUCGCUUCUUGACCCAUUUGAUCACUGGGCUGUGGGGUUGUUUAGCCGCCCUACAACUGCGACCCCGUUGCCUUUUUCUAACAAAGGGUCGAAAUGUCAUGGCGAUUUCGAUAUGCCAGAUGCACUGGCGCAGAUUGAGAAGGACUAUGAUGAGUUGUUUAGACUGAAUUUCAAGCCAAAUUUGACAGCCAUCUUCUACCUGCGAGAUCGUGAUCAUCGUGCACGGAUCCUAUGUCAAGUUCACCGUUCAUCAUCAAAGAUAAUUUAUGCGACACUACCAUUGAACGUACUUAUUCUCUCGCGUCAAGACUCCUAUCUCUUACUGUGUACGAAAUCAUCCGACGGGCAAGGUUUGCGGGCCUGGUUGAGUCUUGAAUUUGAAACCAUCGAGAAAAUGGUGUUGUUUCAUUGUGCAUUUAUUGCACUCCGAGGGCAAGACUCCGGUUGCCCAAUAAGCAGGAUUCCAGACCCCUUUUCUCUCGAGGAAAGGGAAAUCUACGGCGGCCGGAUUCUCGACGAUAGUUACCUCCACGCACUUCGUAUUUUCCAGGAUCACCCUUCCGGUGCCAUCCGUUUACAGGCAUCGAUCCACUCUGGUGAAAUGGCGGACGUUCCCGUAUGGACGGCUUUUAUACACCAUUAUGUACGGUCAAAGUCGUGGAUGCGACGUGUGGACCGUAAAACAAUCAUCCUCCCCAAUCUCGACCGUGCAAUUUUCAUCCAGCGGGAUAAAUAUAGGCCUCGUAUGACGCGGCAUCAGGAGCAUGUGCUUACGUUUGCGCAUGAAAUUGAUGCGGAAGCCUUUGAGUCUGAGAUUACUAUCCUUCGGCACCAGUCUCGGUAUCAAUGAGGCGCUAUUAUUGACAUGAUUCGGCCUGCUCACGCCAAAUGCGUGCUUACAUACAGCCAACGUACCCUUUCAACUAUUAAUUUCUACGCAUACUCCGCACCGUAAGCGAGCGGCACAAAAUAUACAGAUAACUUCUGACGGCCGGUUUUUCUCAUUCCCCACGCUACGAUUAUUUUAAGUGGUCGUUAGUUGCACACUAAUUACUGCUUCUCUACUCCAACAACUUACUCCAAAACUUUCCACGACAUAAAACCAAACCUCUUUCCGAUAUGCCGGUCGACCUUUCCCAUGAAUGCGAAAAAAGGGAGAAAACCAAAAACGGGAAGAAAGAAAAAAAUAUACCCUCACGAGCCCAACGAUGCCCACGACCUAUCUCUCUGCUUAAGCUAAAGCGUGAUAUGUCCCCAAACAUGCAAUUCCUUUUUUAUCUUAUGAAGAUAUGACAUGACGAAAUUUUUUUUUUCUGUGCUCUAUUUAAGCGGCCCAACAGCGGCGAAACAACGAAACCACAUGAGUGAUGAUUGAUUGUGAUUUUUCUCAUAUUUUUUGCACAGCGUGAUCGUGACACGGAGAAAGGGGGGGGAUAGGGGAAAAAAAAUCUCUUUUGGUACUAUUUAUUAAUAUAAUACUGGAAUUUUCAUUAUUAUUUUAUCACCGUGGAGCUGUCUGCCUGCUGACGAGGUUUUAAAUUCUUGUUGGUCUUUUUUUCAGCUUAUUCAUCAUUUCUUCAUGAUUCUUUCUGCAAUUAAUUGCAUUCCUCUCUAUCCCGACUUACGUAGCUUUGGGGGCGGGUUUGACGUGUUUAUUAUCAUUUCUGCAAUUUUCUGCUACCUGUCAAAUUUUGCAUAUUUUAUCUGUUGCGUGCGCUUUGAACAUAUAUACCAUACCCAUAGUAGUAGCUACAGCAGUUUCCCCAUGUGACGCAAUGUUGGAUGGCUAAUGAUGAGAUUGCAAUUGAAAUAUCUGUCUCAGUUUACGUUAUGUAAAACUUUUCGGGAUUAUAAAUGGAAGCACGUUUUCCAUGACCGGCCCUUAUGCAAGUUGUGUAUUGUAAAGGGGGGAAAAGAAGAACGAGGAACAUUGUAUCCCACAGUACACCUCACCCAAAAGCUAUUUACAUAUCUAUCCCCUCCAUCCCUCCAACAUCCGCCCAGAAUUUCUCAAAAUCAACCCCUUGGUCCUCAAACAACUGCUGCGUCUCUUUCAUGGUCUUCUGUUGUCUUUCCGGCGUGAACCCGCCAGGUUGGGUACUCUCAUACUGAAUCAACUCCACCCAACGGAAGAACAAGUCCUCCUUCCCCAUCGACGCCAGCUUCUCGUGGAACAUGAUAAUCUUGUCCCGCUGGGUAUUAGAGAGUCUUCCUCCGUCUGGUUGUUUCCCCGGCGCGCCGCCCCGUUUCUCCUCGUCCACCCUCCAUAUCAACCACUGCAAACCAUCAUUUCCUUCCGCCCCGCCCCCAUGAACAAGCACCGCAGUCUUAAAGUCGUCAACCGCCAGCGCCCCCUCCGCAACAAGCUCAUGCGCCUUGACCAUGGCCGCGAAAUCCAGGUCCCAGUCCGCAUCGAUGAGCAAAUAUCCCGUCUUCAGCAGCCGCUGCGGCGUCACGGCGGGAAUAACCCUGGUCUUGAUGGUCUCGUCGUCUUCCCGGAUCCAGGAGAGAGGUUUCAGCUCAUCGCUCCAUGACGCCCUGCUCUUCCGCACGAUGACUUCGCAGCCCUGGAAGCCGAGCUUGCGCCGCCAGUGCGCGGGGCCGAGAACGAAGCGGACGGGCCAGGGGAGGAGGAUGGCGAGGAGGAGGUAAUCGAGGAGGAAUGUCAGGGUUCGGCGGAGGAGGGUUGUGAGGAGAUAGGUCCAGCUUGCGGAUGAGGUGUUGACUCGGGCGGGGCUUUCGUGCCCGAGAAUCAAGGCGAGGAGGUCGAUGUAGGUUGGGUAGCCUGUGUAGACUCUUAAGAGGAUUAGGGCUAGGAUGGCGAUGUUUAGGAAGAGGGGUAGGAGGAAGAUUUGGCGCUUGUGUUUUUGUGGGUGGUUGUCUAGGUGGACGAGGUAGACAUGUUUUGGGGAGAGGGGUGCUAGGAAUUGACUGAGUGACGACGGUGCUUUAGUGAAAGGGGCCGGCGGGGUUGAGGGUUUUGUUGUUUUUGAAUAUGAGGUCGAGGGUUUAGCAGUAUAUGCUCCUUGUCUUUUAUUAUUUGAGGCAGCUUUCGCGGGUUUGGCCAUAUUUUGUUUUCCACUUUUCGUUCCGUCCUUAUAAGUACGGAGUAUUUACGUUAACUCUCCUUCAGCGUUGCUAGUUCCGGGACGGAUUUUUUUCAACCCCUUCUCAGGGGUUACGAUUGGGUUCAAAAUUUAAGUCCUGUGAACGGGUAAAGCGUCAUCCCGAUACCCAGAUGCCGUGGGAUUUAUCCUAGAAAAUUGUAAGUUUGGCGAGCUAGAGCAAGCCUAAGUUGACACUCACAUAGAAGAAUAGAGCAGAGUAAUAUGCGGAUAUAGACAAAGCCCACUGGCAGUUAUUAAUACAUCCCGAAGAUAUAUUUCUACAAUGGAGGCCAAUUGAAAAGACAAUAGAUAAAGAAUGAACAACUAGCUGGCUGCUGUCAAUCAAGUCCGGCUUUCAGCUCUCAAAAAAGCUUCCAAGAUGUUUCUUUCUCGAAACUCAAUGGCGGAGGCCGAGAUCCAGAGCUAGUCCGUUUUGGGACUCCCAUG
This is a messenger RNA of Blastomyces gilchristii SLH14081, 4779 nucleotides long. RefSeq lists its product as uncharacterized. The transcript is spliced from 8 exons. The record is from RefSeq and is a predicted model, not a curated record. NCBI's taxonomy places the organism in Eukaryota, Fungi, Ascomycota, Eurotiomycetes, Onygenales, Ajellomycetaceae. Bases 330 to 2075 code for a protein of 581 amino acids.